AUGGCGAGCGACCUCGUCGUCACCAUCGGCCAGCGCGCCUUCCACGUGCACCAGUACCCGCUCCUCUCCCUGUCAACGGUGAUAGCGAGCGAAGCAGCAGCAGCGGGCGAGGGCACGGGCCCCUUGCAAGCAGGCCUCUCGUUCCUCCCUGGCGGCGCGCUCUCCUUAGAAAUGGGGGGAAUGCGGCAGUGGGGGGAUGCGGCAGUGGGUGGGGCAGUGGGGGAUGGGGCAGUGGGGGAUGGGGCAGUGGGGGAUGGGGCAGUGGGGGAUGGGGCAGUGGGGGAUGGGGCAGUGGGGGAUGGGGCAGUGGGGGAUGGGGCAGUGGGGGAUGGGGCAGUGGGGGAUGGGGCAGUGGGGGAUGGUGAGCCAGGAGUGCAGGAGAUGACCUUUUUCUUGCUUCUUCAUACUCGCUCCCCGUCUUCCAUACCCCAUCCUUCUCACCCGCCAUCCCUCUUCUCACCCCGUCCUUCUCAUCCCUCACUCUUUCCCCCACCGACCCUCUUCUCACCCCACACCCCCCUUCCCCCCUCGCCGCCUCCCCCCCUCGCCGCCUCCCCCCCUCGCCGCCUUUCCCCCUCACUUCCUCCCCCUGGCAGCAUCGCUGCUAGAGAUGAGCACGUGUGGGCCCAGCCACUCGCUGCCGCUGCCGCUUCUGGCCUCCCAGCGCCUGCAGCACCUCCUGCUGCACUGGCCGCCCUCCUCUGCCCUGUGCUUGCCUCAACCUGA
Molecule: messenger RNA, 726 nt
Organism: Closterium sp. NIES-65
Lineage: Eukaryota; Viridiplantae; Streptophyta; Zygnematophyceae; Desmidiales; Closteriaceae
Source: the annotation of a GenBank genome assembly